UCUUAUGCGUGUUUUCGAUGUUAUAUCGUGCAAAUGGCGGCUUUCGCGAUGUUUUGUUCGAUGUUUCUUACAAUUUAACUGUUCGUAUCGUUCGUUGUGCGUAAUUGACAAAGAGAUAGCAUCCGUCGCUUGACUCUAUACUUGUGAAAGCUCACGGUCGACAUGGUGAAGCUUCAUAAGAAAUUUUUCGCUGGUGAUAAGGUGUUUGCGAAAGUUCGAGGUUAUCCACCGUGGCCAGCUAAAGUUGAGAAAGUUAUUGAUCCGAAUUCGAAGAACUCGAAGUAUAGUGUUUUCUUUUAUGGUACCGGAGAAACUGCUGUGUGUAAAGUGGAAGAGUUAUAUACAUACAUUGAAAAUAAAGCAAAAUUUGCUAAACCAAUAAGAAGAAAAUUUUUUCACGAGGGUUUGGUGCAACUAGAGCAAGAGCUUAAAAAUGACAGAAACAAAUCAGUACUUUCUGAUCUCAAAGAUGGAUCAAAAGAAGGUGAAACCGGGAUGGAUUUACCAACAGUCAGUGCAAUGGAUAGUGAUAUGGAGUCAGGAUCAUUGGUUAUCGAUGAAGAGGAAAAAAAGAAGUCUAUGAAGAGGAAAACUAUGCUGGGUGUCUCUGCAAAUCCUGACACACCCGAGAUCAGAAAGAGACGCGGGAAAGCGAAAUCAUUGCCAGCAUCGACAAGUGACUCAAGGCACGAUUCUGCCUUAGAUUCGCAAGGGGAAGAAUCACCUAAAGAAGUUGUGAGCCGUAGUGGCAGGAAGAUAAAACCCAAAAGAUUUGCUGACUUCUCAAGUUCCGAAGAAACAGACACUCCAGAAAAGAGCGAACAUGGCAGAGGCCGUGCUAAAGUCAAAAUUGAAGAUUCUAGUGAUCAACAAACAUCACCUGUGCAGCUUAAGAAAAGGGCUACUUUAGAAAAAAAGAAUAACGCAGGUGAAGCACCAAUAUUACAAGGCACUGUAGUAUCCGGUACCACAUCCUCCGACGCACCAGGACGAUUUCUGUUGGCAUUACCGUUUGCUGGCGAAUAUGUAGGCAUUAAGUUAGACAUGGACAAGCCAAAGUCUUUUGAAAGUGAGAAAGCUCGUUCACAAUGGGAAUGGUCGACUGCUAGGAAUGCUAUGAAAUUGAAAGCACAAUUGGAGAGCGGUGAAAUCUUGCCGGAACAGGUGAAAGAUUGUUUGGACUUCAGCGUACAUGUUCCUGAAGAGGAGAAGCGGUUGUUAGCAAAGGACGGAGCACUUCACCGAAAAACAAACAAGCUAAGAUGGCUGCGCAUAGAAGCGCAACUGUUACAAUUGGAUGCUCAAAUCAAGUCGAAUCUGGGAUUAGAUCGAGCAAAUCCAGACAAAUGCCUUCAGGCAAUGGACGAUAUGUUGUCGCUACCAAUCGAUCCCCUAAUGCUGAAGAAACAUCCACACAUCGUGGAAACAGUUAAGAGGUUGCGGCGAUACAUUGGUAACUUGACUGAUUGGAAAUUAACCGAUGAAGAAGAGGCUACUUUCAAACAGAAGGCAGAGCAAAUUAGACAAAAGGCGGAACACAUAUACAACAAAUUUAAGGCUAUGUUUACCAUACCCGAAGGUCAGUCGUUUUGGCAAUCAUUCUCAGACCAAGUGGUCCAUUUCAAGGAGUUGACGAAGGAUAUGCCCGAGGAAAAAGUAUUCUCUUUAAUGUCUGAUCCUGCUUGUCAAGAAACUAAACUUGCAGAUGCAGCUACGUCAGAGGACUCACCCGCGGAUGAGAGUGGAAGUCAACCAGAUACAGACGCGGCCGUCGAACCAAAAUCAGAAGUGCCUACCAGAAGCGAGACUCCGAAAGAAUCAGAGGCCAAGUAAUAAGUGAUCUUUUGUAUCCAAUGAUGUGAAGGAAUCAUGCUUACUUUCAUUUUGUACUAAUGUAGUACUAUAACGACACGAGUGUCUUAAAGCUGAAAAACAAAAUGCAAAAGAGAUAUGAGUUCGGUUUUUAACACUUGGAUAUCACCUUUGGGAGAAUUUUGACACUAUAUUUUAUUCAACGGAUAUCUUCUAGGAAAUUUUCUUGUCGUAAUCGUAAACACAAACUCCUUACAAUAUCUGUAACUAUGAAGCCGUGACACUAAUGAACAGCUUUUAACUCUUUUAAUAAUGUUACGAACAUUGGCUAAUCGUAAUGCACGUAGUAUAUAAUAGAGGAUAGGUAUCAUCAUCAUUCAUUUCUACUAUUAAACAAACACACGGUUUCUUUACGAUUGCAAUUCUGUUCGAAUAUUCGUGACAACAAAACAAAAACAACAACAACCAAAAUUGGGGAAAAUGUAUUUACAAUGACAAUAUAGGUAUCUCCGUUGUCGAAUGUCUUGCAAAGCUUGUUUACUUAAUUAGAACAGACAACAAUGUACAUAAUAUCGAACACAAAAUUGAAAUUCACAAUAACUCUCUAUAUUCAACGAUUCGUUGUCCGAAACCGCGGCACAAAUACCAACGUAAAUUCAUUAAUUGCGAAGCUUAGGAUUGUCGCGCGUCUCAGUCUGUAUUUUGUUCCUUUGGUUGUGAGUGUUUUCAUCGCACUUUCAAGGCAUCAAGUGAAGCGUUAAUAAAUAGUCUACGUUCCAGAGACGUGAAGAAAAAUUGUUAUAUAUUGGUUAAGUAUUUUUUGAACGUGUUCGCUACUAUUUCCGGAUCGUACAAAGUCCGAAUAGUAGGUUUUAUCGAAUCGCAGCUGCAGGGUAUCGUACAACAAUUUUUAUAGCAAUAGUAGUGUCUAAAUCAAUGUGGGUAAGUAUCAUUCUGUUGAAAGAAUGACAUUUUUAAACUAACAAAGCGUAACUAAUACGCUACGAAAAAACGUAACUAAAAUACGGCGUGAAUUUGAACCUAAAUUUUUGCUGACUCAAAACACGAUAGUCUGUUGUUGUUGAUUGUUUUUUCCCUUUGGAACGAUUCCUAUUACGCGUCACUCUAAUACUAACGGAAAUGUACUUUUCACAAGGACCUAAGAGAACAACACAUACUGUAAAAAUAAUACUGUUAAUAAAAUCAAUUGGUGUAUUUGUUUCUGUCGAAUGACGAAACCACACAUUCUUAUUGAGUUUUGUUGUUACUGCACAGUUUGUUUAUUUUCACGAUGAUUCGAGCGAAUGCCUUUGAAGUGCAUUGAAAACAGAAGCAUCGAGCAAAUAUUUUCUGUUCCGAGUUCUUUCUCCUUAUAAUUUUAGUUGUUUAUCAUUAAAAAUAAUUACUAUAAGAUCUACGGUUGAUCGAAAAAAUAUUUCUACAUCCAGACUCUUUUUCCUUAAGAAAAUUCGAUGCGAAAGAAAAAUGCAUCGAUACGAUCGAGAUAUUUUCAAGGUCCCGAUUUUCUCAAUAUAUUUUUUUGGUUCACACAGAGUGGUUGAGGAAGAAUUGGGUGCAUAAAUAGUUUCUAGAUCCGCUGCAUUCAAUAUUUGUCCAUAAGUACACGGAUAAAUAUGUUGUAUGUUAAGUAAUUCAUAUCUUGAUUAUUAAAAAGCUAAAUGUUUAUUUCAAAUGUCAAAAAGUAUAUAAUAUUUUGAAUAAAAAAUUGACAACAGA
Molecule: messenger RNA, 3549 nt
Organism: Megalopta genalis
Lineage: Eukaryota; Metazoa; Arthropoda; Insecta; Hymenoptera; Halictidae
Gene: Jasper
Product: JIL-1 anchoring and stabilizing protein
Source: RefSeq, a predicted model, not a curated record